AUGUGGUAGUAUCGUGUUCUGUGAUUGGACCAUGACAUGAAUUCGAUCAAUCAGCGGCAAGUUUGUUCAACUUGGACGUUAAUGUUGAUAUCAACUCGAAACGAUGUCGACUCAGCGGAGCAUCGGGAACACAGAGUACCUGAAGAAAAGGAUACCACAGAACCCCAGAUAUCAACACGUGAGAACCAGACUAGACACAGGAUGCAGUCUGUCCAAGUACAUGGAAAGACUGGAGGACAUCAAAAAAAAUUACCGCUACCGUAACGAUGAAAUCUUCAAACGGCUAAAAGUGACAACGUUUGCACAGUUGGUUCUUCAGGUGGCCUCUAUAUCAGACUUGAAUGAAGGCGUAAAUGGUGAAGACUCACCCCAUCCAGAAGACUGUCUGUCGGUCGUGUCUGAGAUGGAGCUCGGGCCUCUCUCCGAGCUGUCCGACGGCUCCCCACAGGCCACGCCCACUGUCCUCCCGGAGCAUCACACUGAGGCAGGCGACGCCCACUGUACCACCAGGUCCACACUGCAGAGUGUGAUCGGCGGCGUGGGGGAGCUGGAUCUGGAGCGGAACGGGAGGGCGACGACGGCGAGGAUGACCCCCGAGCUGAGCCCGCUGCGGUGGGCAGAGCGCCCCUACCCAGACUGCCCCUACCUGCUGCUGGACAUGCGGGAGCGAGACCAGUACGACCAGUGCCACAUCAUCAGCGCCUACAGUCACCCCAUUGCCUUGCUGUCCAGGACAAUGAACCCCUUCACCAAGGAAGUCCUGGAAUACAAAAACGCCGCGGGCAAGAUCAUCAUCGUGUACGACGAAGACGAGCGGAUAGCCAGCCAAGCGGCGACCGUCAUGUGUCAGCGAGGGUUCGACAAUCUGUUCAUGCUCUCUGGAGGCCUCAAGGUGAUUGGUCAGAAGUUCGGGGCGGGGAUGCUGGCGGGCCCGCUCCCGCCGGCGUGCCAGCCGUCCUCGGCGACGCCGGGCGGGAGGAAGAAGCGGUGUGACGCGUCGCAGCUCCCGUCGCCGACCGCGGCGCACGCGGCCGCGGAGAGGAGGUGGCGCUUUACCUGCGACGACCUGGACAAGAUCCAACAGCAGCUGGAGGACAACCUGCUCAGCGGCCCCAGCAGUCGAAUGUCCAGCCGUCUUUCCAGCAGCGGUGGUCAGUCCAAGGCGUCCAGUGCCCGCAGCAGGGUGGGCUCCUCCAUGUCAGCCAAGGAUAGCGCCAGGGAUUCAAGUAGCAGGCCAUGGAAAUGACACAUCCCUCUCUUUCCUUCUUUUUUUUUUUUCUCUCAGAAUAUAUAAUUUAUAAAAGUGUAAUACCUUAAAACCUCCACGAUUGGCACAUUCAUUUGCCAGCAGAGACCUGCACGUCCGGUCCUUUUGUGCCUUUUGGACGCUCAGGAGGGCAUUAGUAACAGCUUUGUGUUACAUUAAAGGUUGGGGUUGUCUUAGGUCACCAAUCCCUCUGUACCGUAGACCGAAGACUCCCUAUUUCCAAUUUAGCUUUCGUUUUGGUGUCUUUGAUGUCGUCCUCUUAUUGGAGUGGUGCCCGCUCAUCUACAGCUCUGUCUCUCCUUGAGGUACUUAAAAAUGUAAAUUUAGGUCAGUAGUUUAAUAUAAUUUUAGUUUAAUUGAAAGUGCUGUAAAUGACGCCUUUUGAUAAUAUUGCGCUUUUAAAUUAGGGCAUUUUAUUGAUGACUACAAAAAAGUAAUGAUGUAUUUGUAUCAAGUUGGAAUAUUGGAUUCACUACUUAUGCCUUUUAAUUAUCUGUAAAUAAAUGUCAGGUCCUCAAGCAGUUGGUAGGCCUCCUAUUGCUGUUAUAGUAAUAAUAGUAGUAUUGAAAUAAGUCCAUCAGAGUUUGCCAAAACCGACACAUCUUUUAAAUUCGGUCAAAACAAAGUAUAAUUGUAUUAAUCUGAACAUUGUGCUGGUAGCUAUACUAAAUAUUUCGCUCACCAUCAAAAUGUUUCUUCUCCUUUUUGAGUAUUUAAGAGGAUUGCAUCUUAAUUUUGUGAAAUAUGGUUAUGUUUAAUUGUUUGCACAUUUGGGUAUCUUCGUUAUUCAAAUUAUUCUGAUGCCUCAUCAGUGAAACUGCUUUAAGAAGACGAGAAAAGGACAAUAUUUUGAAUUCACUAAUUUUUGGCCCCGGCACGGGUCACAUUUUCUCACCGGCUACAAUCCCCCUCAAGCGAGCCUCAGACGGUGCCUUCAUUGCUGUAGACUUUGUUUUCCGACAGCACAAGCAAGCUACCAAGUCACGUAUCUCUGGUCUGAAUAUUAUAUUCCUAAAACAUAGAUGUUAUAAAACAGGCAGUAGAAGACGACAAACCACCGAGCACGUCUUUAUGGCGCUGUUUUUCUAAGCUCACAAAUCUGCAUCACCACCAACCUGUCCCAGAUAUGAAUUGUGUGGAAGGAUUCUGCCGAUCAAAGAGAACGGGUCGGCUUUGUUUCCUGAUAGGAUCCAUGGAAGUGGGUAGAUGGGGAGCCACGAACUGGGAUUCAAGAGCAGAGUCAGAGGCGGCGCAGGUUUCAUUCAGAGACUGAAGGAAUACCAUUUGGAACCAGAACCACCCUCUGUGCGUGUGUCAGGAGUAGAGGGAUUUAAUUGAGUGUUCCAGAAAGGCUUUCUGUCUGAACCCGAAUCGGCAGAAUGUUUCCAUGUUUGAUCACUUUUGCCUUUUAUUGUAGAAAAAUGUCACUUGUGAUUCAAUAUUGUCAUAGGAGAUGUUGCUGACAAAUCGUACACAAAUUCCAGAAACACGAACUUCCAUAUAAUCUCUGAAACAUGUGGGAUGAAAAUUGCCACAGAAUUUGUUUUUCCUGGUACUGUGAAGUGAAUGAAUGCUGUUCAUUUCCCUGGCUGCAUAUUUAUGGUUCUCCGUGUGACAGAUUUGGUAUUUGAAUGUUGGCCUGUUUGUGUUUCUGUUUGGAGAAGUCUUUAAUGACCUUCAAUAAGUGCAACAAGUCCAAGAAUGCAAUGAUGUUGCUCAACUUCUGUUUCAUUAAAGAGAGCACUUGAUUCAUUGC
This is a messenger RNA of Gadus chalcogrammus (walleye pollock), 3023 nucleotides long. RefSeq names its product centrosomal protein 41 (gene cep41). Gene Ontology annotation, biological process: protein polyglutamylation; cilium assembly. The transcript is spliced from 11 exons. Lineage: Eukaryota; Metazoa; Chordata; Actinopteri; Gadiformes; Gadidae. The coding region runs from base 104 to 1246 and encodes 380 amino acids. Gene Ontology annotation, cellular component: ciliary basal body. The record is from RefSeq and is a predicted model, not a curated record.